AUGAGUAAAGCUUGGAAAAAAUAUCAAAGUAAAAAAGAAUCACAAGAAAAACCUAAAGAAAUAAAACUGUUUUAGGAAUAUCCACAUCUACCUUUAGUUCAUCCAAGCACAAAACAAAUAAAAUGA
Paramecium octaurelia is the source of this 126-nucleotide messenger RNA. Lineage: Eukaryota; Ciliophora; Oligohymenophorea; Peniculida; Parameciidae. The record is from the annotation of a GenBank genome assembly.